Molecule: messenger RNA, 324 nt
Organism: Colletotrichum lupini
Lineage: Eukaryota; Fungi; Ascomycota; Sordariomycetes; Glomerellales; Glomerellaceae
Exons: 3
Coding region: 1-324 (107 amino acids)
Source: RefSeq, a predicted model, not a curated record
AUGGCAAUCGUCUCAUUGGACUCGCUUGGCACAGCAAAAGUAGAUGGUGGUAUUAGUGCAUAUCCGUGUGGUUCUCCUGAACCAUUUCAGGAUUACCUAGUGACCCUCGUGAUGCAAGGCGUGUCAUUCUCAUGUCUGAAUUGCCCGUCGCACGGCGGCUUGAAACCACUAAAAGACAUACCAAUAGUUCGCAAAGAAGCCGAGGAUGAUCCGACGCACAUUACUUCCAGAAGAUGCCGAACUGCACCCCUCCUGAGGAAAGCGCAUGCCAGCCUGAUCUUGAUACCUCCACAAAACACCCGCCAGCGUCAGCAGGUAGCCUGA